Molecule: messenger RNA, 1264 nt
Organism: Rubroshorea leprosula
Lineage: Eukaryota; Viridiplantae; Streptophyta; Magnoliopsida; Malvales; Dipterocarpaceae
Source: the annotation of a GenBank genome assembly
AAACAACCAAGCCCAGCUGCCGGUGACAUUUUCCCUUGAGAAAACCGAUAAGAAGCUUGGAUUUUCCCCUUAUUUUCUUGUUUAAUAACCAGAUUUAAGCUUGGAAAUCUUCCCCUUUGCAGCAGAAAUCCCGGAUCUGCUCUCCUUUGUCUUCACCGUCAACUGCUCUUCCUUGCUUGUGGGUGCGAAUUGCUUUGAUUUUUGAUUGCGUGAUUUUUCUCCUGCACUUGCCGCCGACCUUCCCCCAACUGCAGCUCCGGUUUUUGGCUGCUAAAUUCUAGUAUGUGGCAACUUCUCUAAGUCCAAAAUUUACCCAUUUAACUGCUGAAAUUAGCCAUUUAUUUGCUGCCUUGUAUGUCCGAAAUUUGCUGAGAAAUGGGGAUGAAUUCUGGUAGCUUUAGGAUAAAGUUUAAGCAUUGAUUCAAGUGGGAUUUAUGUGAUUGAGUGUUAAUUGACUGCUAUGAGAUUUUUGGAGAACAAUCCCGUGAAAUUAGCUAGUGUUUUGGCCAAUAUUGGAAGUGCAGUUACUUUUCACAGUGCGGUAUUAAUUUUGGGAUAUUUUGAUUAGGUUCUUGAUCGUUCUGUCAGUUUAGCAUUGAGAUCGAGUCUUCGGUUUUAUGCGAGUGAGGUAAGUAAAUUUAUGGUAAUGCCUACACAGUUUUUGUUUUGACUUGUUUUUAAAGUGAUGGCGAGACUAAACCCGUUUUAUGCAAAAGUAAGUAUGACUGAUUUGAAGUGAAAUUUUUAUGCCUUUUCAUUAAAUUGAGCAUGCCUACUUGAAAUUUAAUUGAUUGUCCUGAUGAUUUGAAAGUGAUUGGUGAAUUAUGAUUUUUCUGUUAACUUCUGCCUAUUUUAUCUCCGAUGUGGUCAUGUUAUUAGUGACCCUGCUAGUGGGGGUUAAACGCUAGCACAUGUCGACAUGUUUACUGAUAUGGCCGUUAAAUUCUGACGCUUGCUAAUGGGCGAACACAUUGGUAAAUUCUGACGCUUGCCAGUGGGUGUUAUACGCUGGCCAUGACUUAUAGAGGAGAUGUCUAUUUUGUUCCCGUACUGUAUCCGUUUUUCGUGAUUAUACUUGUUGGUAUGCUAUAAGUUUAAUAAGGGGCACUCUAUAUUUUACUUACUAAGUUUAUCUCAUAGUUUUUCCUUGUCCACCAUUUGAGGAAGCGAAACCGAGGACGGGGAAACCAUGGGAAGUGACGAGUUAGAAGGCUAGCCACUUCGAGAUUGAUAUAGAUUUUAGAUAUAAAUUAUGAUCUUGUAA